AUGGCAACUCCAACAGCCCCGACAUCGACCAACGGUGACGCGCGGGGACCUUUGAGUAAUGCCUCAGCCAGCAGUACCACGUCUGCACCAGCAUCCACUAUGAAUCGCAAAAAACAAAAACGCCGACAGAAGCAGCAAGCUGCCCGUUUAGCCGCCGAACAAUCUCAUGCUCACACUUCCGAUACUACGGACUGGCCAGCACAAACAUUCUCGAAUGACCCUAGUGAUGCUGAAUUUCAUGGUCUCUCGAUGUCUAACAACCCUGAAGAUCAACCCCCGGGAUCCACUCGCCAUUUCAAGAACAAAGAGAAAAAGGACAACUCUGAACCGCACACAUGCGCCGAUGGAAGCUCGACCCCGCUUUCUACUCCGUCCGCGACUCACUCACAACCGUCCAAGUCCCGCAAGAAAAAGAGUGAACUUUGGAACCAAUCGUCGGUGGAAGAGCGCGAGAACAUUCGAGCCUUCUGGUUUGAGCUGGGGGAAGAGGACAGACGUCAGCUUGUGAAAGUCGAAAAGGAUGCUGUGCUCAAAAAGAUGAAAGAGCAGCAAAAGCACUCGUGCAGCUGCACGGUCUGCGGCCGAAAACGAACCGCAAUCGAAGAGGAGCUAGAGGUUCUCUACGACGCUUACUACGAAGAGCUUGAGCAAUAUGCUAUUGGCAACAACGAGGCUUCCUUUGACGAGGGUGCUCCCAUCAUCCCUCCACCCCGUUUGUAUCAACAACCCCUACGAUCCCCCGGUCACCACACUCGUACGCACACACAAUUUCACCCUUCACGAGAGCGAGUCGAAGAACUCGAGGAUGAGGAUGAAGAUGACCUCGAUGAAGAGUAUGAGGAAGACGACGAGGAAGACGGUGAGUUGGACAGCGGUGAUGAAUUCUAUGACGAUGACGUCCCAGAUUCACGCUCCGAUUUCUUUGCCUUUGGUAAUAGUCUGACCGUCAAGGGUGAGCUCCUCAGAAGUUUAACUUACCCUGGAGGAAUCUGGUCUGACCCCGCAUUUGAUCUAGAUGGUAUUCUUACUGUAGCCGAUGAUCUCCUUAAAAACGACGGCAGACACUUCAUCGACAUGAUGGAGCAAUUGGCUGAGCGUCGCAUGCAGCGAGAGGAUGAUCAUCAUAUCAGCAUCGAAGAAGCCGCCCACCAGCCCUUCGACCCCAAUCAACAUCACCACCCUCCUCGUACCCUUGACGAUGAUGAUUACGACGAGGAGGAGGAAGACUACGAUAGCCAAGACGAGGAAGAAUAUGAUGUGGAUGAAAUGGUACCUCCUGACCCCUGCAAAGUCCCAAGAAGGAAUGCUUACUAUCAUCGUUAUCCCAAGACCGAAAUGACGGAUGAACAACGAAUGCAAGAAGGCCGACGAAUGUUCCAGAUUUUUGCUGCUCGAAUGUUUGAACAGCGAGUAAUGACUGCGUAUCGCGAAAGAGUCGCCGAACAACGACAGAACCGCCUCAUUGAAGAGCUCAUGGAAGAGAAGAAUCAGCUUGAGGAGCGGAAUGCCAAGAAGGCACGAAACGCCCAACAAAAGAAAGAUAAGAAAAAGAUGCAAAAGCAGCUGAAGGACGAAGAAAAAGCUCGCAGAGACGCAGCGAAAGCUGCCGAGGAGGCCGCCGCCAAAGCGGCCCAUGACCAGAAACUGCAGGAACAGAGAUUGAAACGUGAAGAGCAGCGGAAGAAGCGCGACGCGGAGCGAAAGACAUUGGAAGAUGAGCGUGCACGCAAGGAGGCAGAGAAGCAAAAGCGCCUCAGAGACGAGCGAGACCGACAUGCUGACGCUGAACGUAAGCAGCGGGAGCUGAAAGAAGAAAAUAAGAAGCGUGAAGAAGCGAAGCGCAAGGAAAAACUGGAACGUGACAAGAGGGCUAAGGAGGAACAUGAGCGCAAGGUUCGUGAGGAACAAGCGAAGAAAGCUCGCGAGACUGCUGCCCGAGCAGAGCAGGAAGCCAAAGAACGUGCUGCUAAGCAAGCAAGAAUGGCAAAACCUGCGUCUUUCUCGAUCCCGGGCCUUCAGAUGCAGACACUCCUGCCUUUGGUCCAAUCCCAACCUUACCCUGCUACUACUCCUGUUGCACCUAAGGUCUCGACCCCCGUCAGACCACGCCAACCUUCGCAGCAGAGCUCUUCUCACACCUCCUCGCCUUACUCGCAAUCAGCAUCUUCUGAUUACCCUCUUCAGCCUUCUAUUUCCCCGCGCUCUUUCGCGCAACCGCAGUCGGGAGUGUUUGGCAGACCUAGCCACCAGCAACAACCACCUCUACACCACCCUCAGCCCUCCGCGCCACUCUCUCCAUUGGGUCGAUCAGGCCCACCUGGCUUCCCAGUCCUGAGCGGCCUGUCUUCUAACCCCCCAGGUCUCCCCGGCACGGCUGGUCGUCCUCUUCCAUCUGACCUGCAUAUGUAUUCCCCCAGUUCGCCUAUGAUGAACCCUCUUCGUGGGUUCAACGCCCCCAGUGGGAUCUCCAUUCCCCCUGGGAUGAACGGGUUGCGUUCCAAUACGUUUAGACCGCCCUCAUUUGAACCUGGCUACGAACUCGGCUUGCAUCAUGGAGCAUAUGGGCGGUUCAAUCCUCUCAAUCGUCCUCCAAGUGUUGCGCAGGAUCUACAGGAUGCUCGUCGCGGAUCCUCACAGCGUGAAGUGGAUGACCUUAGCACUCAACUGGGCAGCAGCGCACUGAAUGAUGCCAUCGAGGGUGCUAAUUCCUCAAAGUUAUCUCAGUCUUUGCCCGGUGCCACCGGCCUAGGAACUUUCCCAGUACCUUCGCGUGCUAGUUUCCAGGGAUCCUCGUUCUUUGCCGAACCUUUUGGGUCUCAGCAGUCAGCCUUUCCGGCUAAUCCUGCUGGGUGGAGUCGACCAUUUGGAACCACUCUUGCUGGUUCCUCAGCUACAUGGGGAUCAUCGACAACUAGCAGUGCUUUGGGGAAUGGUUGGACACAUUCGAACGUUUUUGCACCGAGUACCCACCAUCGUGGAAAUUCGGCCCGCCCUGUGACUAUUCGUCUUCUAAUUAUUCGAGCCUGCAAGGAAAUGGACGCACUUAACCCAAAGGGUCGCAAUGGUGUUCACUUCAUAAGCCCACAGCUUCUGUCUGACGGUUAUCACAAUGUGCGAGAAGUAUUGAACCACGCUCAAAUGUUGCGACUUGCGACGGAACCGCACAUCAGACUGGAUGAAGUGCUCGACAUCUGCGACACAGAAGGCAGCCCUCAUAAUGGCGGCGGAUCCUUCUCCAUCAAAGAGGAGGGUGGAGACCAUUUUGUCAGAUUCGACCCGGAUACUGUCAGUGCUGCACCUGGUCAUCGGAGCAGCGUUCCAGGUGACAUCGGCAGCCCAAUUCCUGGAAACAGCCACCCAGACCCCUUUGCCGGAUUUGCCAAGUACUCUAACUUCCAACAGUACAACUCUCCUGCAGCUGGGUUGUACGGUGGGACUUCCUAA
This is a messenger RNA of Penicillium taxi, 3444 nucleotides long. RefSeq lists its product as uncharacterized. NCBI's taxonomy places the organism in Eukaryota, Fungi, Ascomycota, Eurotiomycetes, Eurotiales, Aspergillaceae. The record is from RefSeq and is a predicted model, not a curated record. Bases 1 to 3444 code for a protein of 1147 amino acids. The transcript has a single exon.